AUGUCGUCGUACGUGCAGGUGGACAUACGCGGUACGGGAAUGUUGUACAGCAGCAGCCUUGGCAGCAUGGCGGCGCCGGCGGCUGACAACGCCCCCGCCGCCGCUGCCGCCAGUGCAACGGCGGCGCCAUCAGGCCACCAGCCACCGUGCGUGCUACCGGAGGGGUUUGUCAACUCGAAGGAGUAUUUGCUGCACAGUUGGGCUGCAUCAGAAGGCGACGCAACAGCCUGGCCUACCGGCCUGCUAGCGUGCAGCUCCUUCCUAUACCGCCGGGAGGUGCCAACGGCCAAUGGUAACGACAGCUCCGAAACUCACUCCACCAGCACGUCCUACCCAACCGCUGCAACCAUUUCUACCCAGGAAAUCGAAACAGCUUCAAAACCAGUCGCGGCUUCAGAGCAGCAGCUAGCAAGGACAGCCGCAGAUGCAGGCGGGAAUGUUCUGGGUCUGUUAGCGUCAGGCAGCUGCGGCGGAGCUCCACCCCGCCAAAGUGUAGCGAGUACGGCUGUACAUGCAGGCGGCGUCGCCACAACGCUAUUGUUAUUUUCCCCAAGCUACUGGGGCUUCGGAACCUGCGUCUGCUUGCGGGUGCUGGGUAGUGGAACGAAAUCGGUAGCGGAGUUAGGGGCAGAAACGGCGGCGGAAGUGCCGCUGCCGGCGAGGUCGGCGGCGUACAUCCUCGCCGCCGCCGUCGAUAAGCCUACUCAGCCGUCGCCGGCAUUGGCGCCUGAGCCAGCGGCAGCGGCAGGAACAGCAGCCCCGACGGUGGAAGGUGGGAAGGUGCCACUUCGUGUAAUGUUGUCUGUUGUUAUCCCCGUUGGCAUUGCCGCGCUCUGCGGCUGGGUGGUACUGCUGGUGAUUCUCUGCAGUCGUGGCAGCAGCUGCAGCCGCUGGGCCGGGGCAACCGCCAGCACCAUCAAGCCAGCGGCUUUGCGUGUGGAUGUCGCGUCAGGGCCUUCCAUGGCGGGUAUGUGCAAUACGGCAGCUGCAGCGACAGCAUUAGCAGGAGCUACUUCUCCGCGCGUAUCUGGGGGGGAUGCUGGGGCAGCAGCUUUUGCAGCUACAGCAGCCGCAGCAGCGGUGACGACGCUGACCCGGGAGGAAGCCUUUCCGAGUUCCUUGUCCGCCACAAAGCGCUCAAAACCGCCUGGCUCCUUUCCCGCAUUGUUUGGAGAUAGCGUCACUCUAGUCGCGACGGAUGUGGAGGGCAGCACGGAGCUGUGGGAGUGGCAGCCCGACGUCAUGAACACCGCGUUAGCGCUACAUGAUAAGCUGGCUCGCUUGACCAUUGCCACAUGUUGCGGCUAUGAGGUAUACCUACGUAGGCAUCUGGUGAAGUGGGAAAUGGUGAUGAAGUCCUUGAUCAUCAUUAAAAACAGCAAACAAGUAGUAAUCGGUGGGGACAUGUCCGCAUUGCUGUCAGCCCCCCACGAAUCACGACCUAAUUGCUGCUAUGCGGUCUAA
Volvox carteri f. nagariensis is the source of this 1464-nucleotide messenger RNA. RefSeq lists its product as uncharacterized. The transcript is spliced from 5 exons. Lineage: Eukaryota; Viridiplantae; Chlorophyta; Chlorophyceae; Chlamydomonadales; Volvocaceae. The record is from RefSeq and is a predicted model, not a curated record. Bases 1 to 1464 code for a protein of 487 amino acids.